GCCGGCUUGAAAAAUACGCUGCAGAUAUCAUCAUGAUUGGAGCACACCAAGGGCGCCAGGCCAGCCAGCCUCUGCGGCCUCGUAUAAAUUGUAACAAUUGGGGCUUCGCAAUGGAGUCAUGGGCUCGGCCAGGUCCUUCCUCAUGUAAAACCACUAGUCGAGACUCCCAGAUCCUCCCGUCAUUGCCCAUCCCCACGCCGCCAUGAUAGGCACCACAUCCCGCGCGCCGCUCGGGCGUGCCGCCGCCGCCGCCGCCGCCGCCAUCGCCUGGACCGGCACCGCCGCCGCUGCUGCCCCACGGACCUCCGUCCGCACCAUGGCCUGCCGGUCCUCCUCCCAGCCGGCCGACGCGACGCCGUCGCCGCCGCUCGACAAGAUCCCGUCGACGUCGAUCCGCAUCCUCCGCACCGUGCCGGCCGUCCGCCUCUGGCGCCGACCGCACGCGCUGGACCGGCGGCUCGUGGCCCUGGUGCCGACCAUGGGGGCGCUGCACCGCGGGCACGAGGCGCUCGUGCGGGCCGCGGCGCGCGAGAACCACCACGUGGUCGUGUCCAUCUACGUCAACCCGGCCCAGUUCGGCGCGCGCGAGGACCUGGGCUCGUACCCCAAGACGUGGGACGCCGACUGCGCGCUCCUGCGCCGCCUCGACGCCGAGCUCGCCGACGACGGGUCCAACCUCGGCCGCGUCAGCGCCGUCUUCGCCCCGUCCACGCCCGAGAUGUACCCCUCCGGCUUCCCCGGCCAGGAGCCGGACUCGCACGGCAGCUUCGUCACCAUCACCCCCGUGGGUACGCUGCUCGAGGGCAGGAGCCGCCCGACCUUCUUCCGCGGCGUGGCGACCGUGUGCCUCAAGCUCUUCAACGUCGUGACCCCGGACCGCGUCUACUUUGGCCAAAAGGACGUGCAGCAGACGGUCGUGGUCCGCCGCAUGGUGCGCGACCUGCGCCUCGACACCGACGUCGUCGUGUGCCCCACGGAGCGCGAGGCCGACGGCCUGGCCCUGAGCUCCCGCAACGUCUACCUGGGGCCGCGCCGCCGCGCCCAGGCCACGGUGCUACACCGCGCCCUACGGGCCGCCGAGCGCGCCUUUGCCGAGGGCGGCCGCCGCGACCGCGCCGUCGUGCUGGGCGCCGCCAAGGCGGUGGUGCGCGACGCCCUGGCGGCGCAGAUGGCUCUCCCACCGGCCCGCCGCGUCGUCUUCGAGGUUGACUACAUCUCGCUCGCCAACCCGGACACGAUGGAGGAGCUGGACGAGGUCGACCCGGCCAGGGGCGGUAUCCUGAGCGGCGCCAUCAAGAUGCUGCCGGUCGAGGAGCCCCAGCCCGGAGAAGACCUCGGCCACAGCGGAGGUCCCGCCGUGAGGCUGAUAGACAACCUCAUCCUGGACCCUAUACAAACCUAGGGCCAACGCAUUUGCAUUUUGACGACCUCGAAACUUGGCGUUUACAGGCGGCAGUGUUGAUAUAAAUGGCAGCGCUUAGACUAGAGCUUAGCCCAGUUGACUUGGAUGUAUACUCUCGAGUCAAAACGGUCCGAAAACACUAUCGGUAGACUUCCAAUGCAUAAUAACAAUUGGGUUCCUACAUGGCUGCAUCCCUCAUCAGGCUCUAUCGUACCCUAUCUUCAAC
This is a messenger RNA of Gaeumannomyces tritici R3-111a-1, 1628 nucleotides long. Its product is annotated as pantoate-beta-alanine ligase. Gene Ontology annotation, molecular function: pantoate-beta-alanine ligase activity. NCBI's taxonomy places the organism in Eukaryota, Fungi, Ascomycota, Sordariomycetes, Magnaporthales, Magnaporthaceae. The transcript has a single exon. The coding region runs from base 203 to 1402 and encodes 399 amino acids. Gene Ontology annotation, biological process: pantothenate biosynthetic process. The record is from RefSeq and is a predicted model, not a curated record.